GCGCUGAGCUGCCAUCCAGAAGAGACGUGACGCAGCAAUUCCUCACAUGUAUUUUAACAUAUCAGACGCUUUUUUGUGGAACUGUCUUUUGUGAGAGCAGUCAUGACAUCAGUUUGGAAGAGACUUCAGCGCGCGGGCAAAAGAGCGUCGAAGUUUCAGUUUGCGGCGUCCUUUCAAGAACUCACCGUAGAGUGCACGAAGAAAUGGCAGCCAGAUAAACUGCGAGUUGUUUGGACCAGACGAAACAGACGCAUCUGCACCAAGCUUCAUGGCUGGCAACCAGGUAUAAAGAAUCCGUACAGGGGGACUGUGGUCUGGCAGGUUCCUGAAAGCUUGGACAUUACAGUCACUCUGUUUAAGGAUUCAAAUGCAGAAGAAUUUGAGGACAAAGACUGGACAUUUAUCAUAGAGAAUGAAACAAAGGGCCAUCGGAAAGUUUUAGCAUCAGUGGACGUGAACAUGAAGAAGUAUGCAAGCGCAACGCUGGCUCAGUUUGACCUGACAUUUAUACUAAAUCCUCUAUCUGUGAAAGUUGUGGACGCCACGCUCAAACUCACCCUUUCCUGUGUCUUCCUGAAAGAGGGCAAAGCCACUGAUGAAGAUAUGCAGAGUUUAGCCAGUCUGAUGAGUUUAAAGCAGUCAGAUGUCGGAAACCUGGAUGAUUUUAAUGACAGCGAUGAAGAGGAGGACAAAAAACUGAGUGCAGCAGUGAAAAUGGCCACAGCAGUAAUUGAGAAACACAGACAGCUAGGUGUAUUAACAGAAGAGGAAUAUCCAAAUACAGAAUGUUCUGCUGAGGGGGAUGCAGACGCUAAACCCUCAAAUGUUUCUCCCAACCAUGAACCCCACCCUUGCAAAGCAGGAGAUAUCAGUAUAGCCAACCAAAGGCCAAACCUCAGUAUUAACAAGCAACAACCUGUUUUUGGGCUGGAGGUUGUGAGGCAAGCAAAAGGUCAAGAAGCAGCUGAAGAUUCCUCCAACCUAUCAGUUCCGAUGCCUCGUGUGAAGAAACAUUUAAGUGCCUCUUUCCCUGAAGACAAUUCCAGUCCCAAUGCCUCAUCAGCCAGUCAGAAUGAAGUUUCUGUAAAGGUCCGCGUUGAGACUGCUGUGCCUGUUCAUAAUAAUAGGAGGGUAGCAGCAGAGGCCAUGGACUUUCAAGGACGUUUUCCAGAUAAGACAUCUUCAGCUAGCGGAAUAGAGAUGACGAGCUUGGUGACCUCAAGUCAGUCUCUGUUGGAAUGGUGCCAAAAGGUCACAGAAGGUUACAAGGGCGUUAAGAUCACAAACUUCAGUACCUCGUGGCGAAAUGGUCUUGCCUUCUGUGCCAUCCUUCAUCACUUCUACCCAGAUAAAGUGAAUUAUGAAAUGCUGGAUCCGUAUGAUAUUAAACGCAAUAACAAGAAGGCAUUUGAUUGCUUUGCUGAACUGGGCAUCUCCAGGCUAAUCGAGCCCUCAGACAUGGUGCUGCUGGCAGUGCCCGACCGGCUCAUUGUGAUGACCUAUCUCAAUCAGAUCCGCACCAACUUCAUGGGCCAGGAGCUCAGUGUAAUACAGAUAGAAAAGAACAGCAGUGAAUCCAGUUACGCUAUUGGUGAGAAGAGGGAGGAAGCCGACCCCGAAGCAGCUGUUCGCUACUGUGCUGAAAGACUCCAGGGCAGCGGGAUCACUCUAGGGACCAAUGGAAACUUAGUUGAAAGGGACGUUAAGGGAGGUGCUGGGGUUUUAGUGCCACAUCCAAGAACCAAGCGAACACAAGCUGGAGGCCCAGGGGGCGCUCAGCCUCCGGUGGCGCAACCCAGAACUCAUGCCUGUAAGGCUUUUUCUCACGUGAAGGAUGCAGAUCUUAUGAAAAAGCGGAGAUCGCAGAUGCGGGGAGAGUCACUGUAUGAAACAGAACUAUCAGAGCAGCCGAGUGCAUCAGAGGCUGCAUCAGGCCAAGCAGAAACUGAAGCAGCCAGCGGAAUUUCAGAGUCACAAAACACAGAAUCCCAAGAAGAGGGCACAGCAGAAGAAAAAAAGGAUGUCAGUCAGUAUGUUCUCAGUGAGAUUCAGGCUCUGGAGGCUGAACAGAAGCAGAUGGAUCACAGGGCAGCCAUUGUGGAGAGGAAACUGAGAAGACUGAUGGAAUCUGGUAGUGAUCGUGUAGAAGAAGAGAAACUGAUUCAGGAGUGGUUUACUCUGGUCAACAAGAAGAACGCUUUGAUCAGGAGACAAGACCAUUUACAGUUGUUGCAAGAAGAGCAAGAUUUGGAGAGGAGGUUUGAGUUGCUUAAGAAAGAGCUUCAAGAUCUAAUGGCUGUAGAAGAAUGGAAGAAAACCCAGGCCCAUAAAACCAGAGAGCAGUUGUUGCUGCAGGAGCUCUUGUCUUUAGUCAACAAGAGGGACGAGCUUGUGCAAGAUAUGGAUGCCAAAGAGAGAGGGGCUCUCGAAGAGGACGAAAGGUUGGAGAGAGGUCUGGAAAUGAGGCGCAGGAAGUAUGGAAGUCGGAAAGAGAAGUGUGUGUUACAGUGAGGAAGGCUGUGCACCUGUGAUUUUGCAGGACCGUCUGUUUUGAACACUGUGCCGAUGGACUAAUGUGAUGUGUGUGGACCAUAUCACAGUAAAUGCCAAUGGAGGACACGUCUACAUAGAUUAAUCCUCAUGUUGGAAAGAAGAAGUUUGAUGAUGAGCAGCAGAGAUUGUUUAUUUUGGGUAAUUUAAGAGUUGUUCCUUUUUUGAGACAUUUUUAGCAUCAGAAUGUUUUGUGUGAAAAAAAAUGAAAUGGACAUUUGAAUGGUCCAUGCUAUUCUGAAAGCACUUCUUGUUUCAAAAUAUAUCAGCAAAUAUACAAACUGGUGGCCUUUGCAGUGUUAUUUACUUGAUUAUUUAACUUGUUUGUCACAUGCACUGAUUAUAAGAAUAUUUCAGAAAGCUUUGUAACAUUUUAUAAAAUUGCAGACUUUGAAAGAAGUAUAGCCUAUUAGUGUUAAGUAGUCCAUUUUUUAAAGAAUAUAAACAUUUUAUUAGGUGUUCUGUUAGGAAGGUUAUGUGUCUAACCAACUUGUAAAUGCAGACACGGUGUGAAUGUUUAGCCAAAUAUAAAGCAAAGUUGUGAUGUUGGUAUAAUACAAGUUUACACAGAUUGAUAUGCAUAGGUUUAGGAGAAAAGGGUAGCAUUUUAACUAUUGCACAAGGCUAAGAUGUCUACAUAUCUAUUUCAUUCAAAAUAAAACUUUGCCAUAUGAAAAACAAGAUUAUUUUAAAUUGUAUCUUUAUGUAUCUUAUUAGAUAUGCAUACAUUUGCAUAUUAUAUUAAUAGCGAAAAAGACCCACAGAAAAUGCCACAACUAUUAUUUUGGAUGUUAAGUUUUGGAAAUUACUAAAUAUUUUAAGAUUAUUCUUAAUAUUAAUAUUUUUAAAAUCUUCCAAAAUCCUCAUUUAAUGCUCGUAGUACCUACACUAUUCUGGAUCCAAUACAAGUUAAGCUCAAUCGACAGCAUUUUUGGCAUAAAAUUGAUCACACAAUCCACGUAAACUAAUUUUAACUUGUUCCUUGACUUUAAAAAAAGCAAAAUUUUAGGUUAUAGUGAGGCACUUACAUUGAAAGUGAAUGGGGGCACUUACAUUGAAAGUGAAAAAGUACUUACAUACAUUUUUCUGUUAAAACUCAUGUAUUAUUUGAGCUGUUAAGUUGUUUAAAUCGUAAUUUUUACAGUCAUUUUAGAGUUUUAAGGUUUGUUGACAAUACCUCGUCAUGGUAACGAAGUGGUAAAACUGCCUAUACUUUACACAGAAAAGGUAUGUAACACUAAAAUCAUGUUUACACACAUUAUUGUUUGUCUUGUGGCUAUACUUUUGAAACAGUGAGUUUUUAAUGUUUACAGAUUGGCCCCCAUUCAAUUCCAUUGUAAGUGUAGUAAGAAAAGAAGAGACAGAUCAAAGUACAUUUUUGUGGUAAUCAACAUUAUGCCACAAAUGCUGUCGAUUGAGCUUAACUUGUAUUGAACUCAGAAUAUUCCUUUAAGGCACUCUCUUAUUUAGUAAUGUGUUUGACCUCCACAAUAUGUGACAUCCAAUGACUCCUACAAGUACUGUUACUAGAGUUGCCUAUCCUUUAGAAAUCAAAUCAUUAUUUGUUUUUGGCUAGAGAUCAGUAGUCCUAAAUCUGCUCCUUCCUUCAAUCAUUAGAGGUUGAACAAAGUCAACUUCUGUUAGUAAGUGUUUUCUAUUGAAGUUUUACAAAUAAGAUAUUUUAUUAUGAUUUAAUAUUAUGAACAAUAUGGGAUUAAUACAAGAAUAAAAUUAUCUUCAAUCCAUGAUUGGUGCUGAAUGUGAAACUCAAGUAUUCAGUUGCUCUUUUUGAGGAAUGAUGUUAUACUAAUGGAUGUAUAGUGAUGCUCUUUGAAUCGUCAUUAUUCUUUGGCCAUUGUUUACUUUUUGUUUCAAAUGUCAU
Messenger RNA from Xyrauchen texanus (razorback sucker), 4432 nucleotides. Its product is annotated as EH domain-binding protein 1-like protein 1. The coding region runs from base 103 to 2511 and encodes 802 amino acids. Lineage: Eukaryota; Metazoa; Chordata; Actinopteri; Cypriniformes; Catostomidae. Gene Ontology annotation, molecular function: protein binding. The transcript has 19 exons. The record is from RefSeq and is a predicted model, not a curated record.